GGCGGGGAGGAGGAGGAGGACGGACGGACAGGGCCAGCCUGCUGUCCGCCUGCCGCCCGCUGUAGUGUGAAGGAGUUCCUGUGUGCCCACGGUCGCCACUGCCCCACCUGGGCCACCGGAGCCUGCCCCUGGACCCCCGGUGCCCACUGUCCACCCUCAUCCGGCGUGAGAGCUCUCCUUCCGCUCCGCGGACGCCGCGGGCAUGGACUAUUCGUACGACGAGGACUUGGACGAACUGUGCCCCGUGUGCGGGGACAAGGUGUCGGGCUACCACUACGGGCUGCUCACGUGCGAGAGCUGCAAGGGCUUCUUCAAGCGCACGGUGCAGAACAACAAGCACUACACGUGCACCGAGAGCCAGAGCUGCAAGAUCGACAAGACACAGCGCAAGCGCUGUCCCUUCUGCCGCUUCCAGAAGUGCCUGACGGUGGGGAUGCGCCUGGAAGCUGUGCGUGCUGACCGCAUGCGAGGUGGCCGGAACAAGUUUGGGCCCAUGUACAAGCGGGACCGAGCCCUGAAGCAGCAGAAGAAGGCACAGAUUCGGGCCAAUGGCUUCAAGCUGGAGACAGGCCCCCCAAUGGGGGUGCCCCCGCCGCCCCCUCCCCCACCGGACUACAUGCUGUCCCCUAGCCUGCACGCACCUGAGCCCAAGGGUCUGGCCUCUGGUCCCCCUGCUGGGCCACUGGGCGAUUUUGGAAGUCCAGCACUGCCCAUGGCCGUGCCCAGCACCCACGGGCCACUAGCCGGUUACCUCUACCCUGCCUUUCCUGGCCGUGCCAUCAAGUCCGAGUACCCAGAGCCCUAUGCCAGCCCCCCGCAGCCCGGGCUGCCCUACGGCUAUGCAGAGCCCUUCUCCGGAGGGCCUGGAGUUCCUGAGCUCAUCCUGCAGCUGCUGCAGCUGGAGCCGGACGAGGACCAGGUGCGGGCACGCAUCGUGGGCUGCCUGCAGGACCCGGCCAAAGGCCGCCCCGACCAGCCCGCGCCCUUUGGCCUCCUGUGCAGAAUGGCCGACCAGACCUUCAUCUCCAUCGUGGACUGGGCACGCAGGUGCAUGGUCUUCAAGGAGCUGGAGGUGGCUGACCAGAUGACCCUGCUGCAGAACUGCUGGAGCGAGCUGCUGGUGUUUGAUCACAUCUACCGCCAGAUCCAACAUGGCAAGGAGGGCAGCAUCCUGCUGGUCACUGGGCAGGAGGUGGAGCUGACCACGGUGGCUGCCCAGGCGGGCUCCCUGCUGCACGGCCUGGUGCUGCGGGCGCAGGAGCUGGUGCUGCAGCUCCACGCGCUGCAGCUGGACCGCCAGGAGUUUGUCUGCCUCAAGUUCCUCAUCCUCUUCAGCCUUGAUGUGAAGUUCCUGAAUAACCACAGCCUGGUGAAGGACGCUCAAGAGAAAGCCAACGCUGCCCUGCUUGAUUACACCCUGUGCCACUACCCGCAUUGCGGGGACAAGUUCCAGCAGCUGCUGCUGUGCCUGGUGGAGGUGCGGGCCCUGAGCAUGCAGGCCAAGGAAUACCUGUACCACAAGCACCUGGGCAACGAGAUGCCCCGCAACAACCUGCUCAUUGAGAUGCUACAAGCCAAGCAGACUUGAGCCUGGGCCAGCUGGGCCAGGGCUGGGGCCGGGGGAGGGGCUGCAGCCACCCUGCGGCCCUCCAGAUGGUUUACUUUAUUAUGCCAACCCAGGAGCCCUGUCCUGCAGGCCCCUGCCCCUGAGCUCGGAAGCUGUGUGUCUGGGAAGGUGGGUGAGGCUGGGCAGGGCCUGGCUGAGGUGGGGUGGCCCCCACUGGCCACUGGCACUUGCCUGCCACUCAGAGCGCCCCAAGGAGGCGGCUGCUAACCACCCCUCCCUCCCCCUGCUCCCAGCUGUCUGUCCUGGGGUCUGAAGCACAGGUCCGGGGAGGAAGUUCGGGAUUCCCUGGUGGGCCUCGGUGUCCCUUGGGCCAGAUGUCAUCCCUUCCCCCUCUCCUGGAAACAGAGGCAAGGAGAAGUUGAGCGGGCAUCGGCUGGGGGAGAAGAGAAGGUCUCCAGAACUCCCCCAUGGGGACCCGGAAAUCCUCUGUUUAGUAAACUAGUGAUAACUGAGCUUGCUAUAUUGGGCAGGGGCUGUUGGGCCCUAGAGGACACUUGGACACCGGUUGGGACAAAGGACCUCCUCCCUUGCCCUUCUACCCCAUCUGACUUCUGCAGGGAGAACUUUGAUACAUGAUCUGAAAAGAAUUUUGCUACAAUCAUCUUUACAUCCCUCUCCCACCAGAGGAGGAGUUUGGUACAAUCAGCCUUCUAGCCCCACCCGCAGUUGCCCGGGCAGGUAUUUAUCUGCAAGGUUAUAGUCAAGAGGUGUGUUUGUUUUCCCCUUUUGUUUGUUUUUCAAUCUCCUAGACUCUCCUUGAAAGGCGUGUAUGGUGGAGGGCAGAGGACAGAUUUGAGAAUUGAGGCUGAGAUUUGGGGAUUGGCGCCACGUACAGCCCAUGGUUUCUCACUGGACACUCUCACACCAAGUGCCCCGUGGGUGGUGCUGGCUCAUUAUUUCUGAGCCCCAAUCCAGAAAAGAGCUGUUGCUUGUCCUCUACCCCCCCAGAUGAACAGCAGCCUACCCUGUGGGGCUCAGAGUCGCUGUGCGUGGGAAUAUGGUGAACUUGGGAGGGCACACAAGGGUCCUUCCUUUAUUGGGUCCCUUGCUGCAAACCUUUGAUGCUGGGCCUCAGCUCCUGGCCUCUUGCCCUGUGUCCCGUAAACCACUCUCGAGGGUCAGGCACUAGGGGGAGGCCUCAGCUGUCUUCUGUCCCCGGCUGGACAUCCACUAUGUCCUGCUUUCACAUGGCUAUUGCCGCUUGUGCUGAGCUGCCUCGCUGGAGGAAACUAGGCACCCCUGCCCCCCUGCCUUCCAUUGCCCUGUCUCAGUCCCCACCUCUGCCCCCUGAAACGUGCGCCCCUGCCAAGGCUGGAGACCCACAGCCCCGAAACGAGAAGUGCCCUUAAGAAUCUCCCCAGCCCCCACAGCCCUGGAAUAAAUUUUGCAAUUAGUUUCCAGCUA
Messenger RNA from Galeopterus variegatus (Sunda flying lemur), 3031 nucleotides. It is a transcript of the gene NR5A1, whose product is annotated as nuclear receptor subfamily 5, group A, member 1. NCBI's taxonomy places the organism in Eukaryota, Metazoa, Chordata, Mammalia, Dermoptera, Cynocephalidae. Gene Ontology annotation, cellular component: RNA polymerase II transcription regulator complex. The transcript is spliced from 7 exons. The coding region runs from base 203 to 1588 and encodes 461 amino acids. Gene Ontology annotation, molecular function: RNA polymerase II cis-regulatory region sequence-specific DNA binding; zinc ion binding; nuclear receptor activity. Gene Ontology annotation, biological process: regulation of transcription by RNA polymerase II; hormone-mediated signaling pathway; tissue development. The record is from RefSeq and is a predicted model, not a curated record.